Podarcis lilfordi (Lilford's wall lizard) is the source of this 3876-nucleotide messenger RNA. The record is from the annotation of a GenBank genome assembly. Lineage: Eukaryota; Metazoa; Chordata; Lepidosauria; Squamata; Lacertidae.
AUGGCGACCACCUCACCCACAGCCGCUGUGGUGACAGCCACCGUGGUGACAACAGCAGCUGCCAUGGACUUGCGUGACUGGCUGUUCCUCUGCUAUGGCCUGGUUGCCUUCCUGAGCGAAGUGAUUGACAGCACUACCUGCCCAUCUGUUUGCCGCUGCGACAACGGCUUCAUUUAUUGCAAUGACCGGGGCCUGACCUCCAUCCCAGCUGACAUCCCGGAUGAUGCCACCACCCUAUACCUGCAGAACAAUCAGAUCAACAAUGCCGGCAUCCCCUCCACCUUGAAGAAAAAGCUAAAUGUUCAGGUUGUACAACCGGGGGACUUUAUUUUUGGAAAGAGGGUGGCUGAUCUUCAUUAAUGAGCUGAGGCUGAAUGUGGCUUGACCCAACUUUUUCUCCCCUUUAGAAUUCUUAAAUAGUAGCUGUAGAAAUCUUUGGUUUAUGAAACUUACGUUGAUGGACAUUUUCCCCCUCCCCAAGGAUUAACCUGAUAAUGUUUUGCUCAGACUUUGGUGUCUUGAACUACAGUCUUGUGGACACUCUAAUACAGGCUUUCCCAAAAUGUUGCUCUCUGGAUGUGGCUGGACCAAACUCGCAUCAGCCGCAGCCAGCAUGGCCAGUUGCCAGGGUUGAUGGGAGUCCAAAAAUAAGUGGAGGACACCUGGUUGGGGAAGGCUGUCUUAGUGUGACUUGCCAUCAUGGUGACUUCCCAUUGCAUCCCAAUUCUUUCAAAUUACCAAUUUGCAGAAGUUUUCAGGACGUGGUGUUUCAGAACUUGUGAAUAUUCACAAGACCAGUUCAACAUGCCAAAAUUGCCAGGUAAACGCGACAGUAUCAGAAGCUGCCUUAUCUGAGAUUAGACCUCACCCACUAUUGCCUGCUCUGACUGGCAACAGCUCUCCAGGGUCUGAGAAGGAAGAGUCUUUUGCAUCAACUGCUACCUGAGCAUUUGAAUAGGAGAUGCCAGGGAUUGAAACUGAGAUCCCCCCAGCACACACUGGGCUAUGACCCCUCAUCAGCUCACACUGAAUUAAUGUUUGUGCUUGUUUUGCCAUAAAUGUACAGUGCAUGGGAAGGGGGCUGUAGCUCAGUGGUAGAGCAUCUGCUUUGCAUGCAGAAGGUCCCAUGUUCAAUCCACAGUGGAAUCUCUAGUAGGGCUAGGAGAGACUCCUGUCUCCAACCCUCAUCAGCAGCUGCCAGUCAAUAUAGACAAUAUUGCACUUGGUGGGCCAAUGAUCUGACGUCAUAAAAGGCAGCUUCCUAUGUUCCGAAAGGUGAGGCCCAGCCCAUGAAAUAUUAAUAGCAGACUUAUAGAUGCCUGCUGAAAAUGUUUGUGUUUUGACUGGCCUAUCCCGAAGUGAUUUGAUUGCAUCUGUUUUUAAAUUUUAUUGUUUUUAAUUAUUUUUAAAUGUUGUUUUUUUUUUUAAAUGGCUCUGGUUCAAUGUUUUUCAUCUUCAGCUAAAAGGAUAUCAAGGAGCGGAGGCCAAUAAAUACCUCUAAUUUGUCCAAGGCCUUAAAGUGCCACGGCUAAUGGGAAUACACCAGAAUUGGGAGUUGUUGGACUCCCAUCAGCCCCAGCCAAAAUGGUUAGGGUUGAUGGCAGUUGUAUUUCAGCAAUAUCAGGAAGGUCACAGGUUCCCCGCUCCUAAACUAUGUAAUGUUGGGCUAGAUGCACCAGUGGUCUGACCCCAUGAAAGGUUCCCACAGUGCCCAAGUGGUCCUUAGACUUUGGAGAUAAUGUUUGAGGCUAGAAAUUAAACUUUUUCCUUUUCUUUUUUAUUUUGAGUAGAUACACCCAAAUGCAUGUUGGAAUUCAAAAUAUGUCCACAUUUUAGAUUCCAUGUGGAUUUUUGGUUUUGAGAAGGGUUCUGGGGUAUGUUUAGCACCAUACUUUGAUUUUUAGCACAGGGUUGGAAUUUACACACUAGCUUUGAAGCUCAAGUUCCUUUGCCUGUUUAAUGCCAAGUCCUGUUUUUUAAAAAAUGUAAUAAUUUAAACACCUUUUCCUUGUGGUAAGUUCAUGAUUUCUAGGCUGAUGACAGGCAUUUUAAUAUGGACUAACUGGAACCCAAAUUGCUCAGGUUUGAGGAACUGUUAAAUGCAGCUUUUAAAAAAAUCAAAAACAUGCACACCAUUUCCAUUCUCUACUUCUGCCCUGUUGAAUUUCCUCUUAAUUCAAUUCCCAUCAGGUCAUCUACCUCUAUGAAAAUGACCUGGAUGAGUUCCCCAUCAAUCUGCCCCGUUCGUUGCGGGAACUUCACCUCCAGGACAACAACGUCCGAACCAUCGCCCGAGACUCCCUGGCACGCAUCCCUCUCCUGGAGAAGCUGCACCUGGACGACAACUCCGUCUCCACUGUCAGCAUCGAAGACGAUGCCUUUGCGGACAGCACACGCCUGAAGUUGCUCUUCCUCUCUCGCAACCACCUCAGCAGCAUCCCCUCUGGCCUGCCCCGCACCCUGGAGGAACUGAGGCUGGACGACAACCGCAUAUCCACCAUCCCCCUCCAUGCCUUCAAGGGGCUGAUCAGCUUGCGGCGCCUGGUGCUAGAUGGCAACCUCUUGGCCAACCAGCGCAUUGCAGACGACACCUUCAGCCGCCUACAGAACCUCAGCGAGCUCUCGCUGGUGCGCAACUCUCUGGCAGCCCCACCUCUUAACCUGCCCAGCGCUCAUCUGCAAAAGCUGUACCUCCAAGACAAUGCCAUCAGCCACAUCCCCUACAACACCCUUUCCAAGAUGAGGGAACUGGAGAAGCUGGACCUGUCCAACAACAACCUGACCACUCUGCCCAAGGGUCUCUUUGAUGACCUUGACAGUCUCUCUCAGCUCCUGCUGAGGAACAACCCCUGGUACUGUGGCUGUAACCUCAUGUGGUUGAGGGACUGGGUCAAGGCCCGGGCUGCUGUGGUGAAUGUGAGAGGGCUGAUGUGCCAAGGCCCCGAUAAGGUCAGAGGGAUGGCCAUCAAGGACAUCACCAAUGAGAUGGAUGAGUGCUUUGACGUUGGCCCGCAGAGCAAUUCAGGAGUGGUGGUGGCAGCCAAGACGACUGCCAGCAAUGCUGCUGUCACAACCCCGCAGGGCUCCCUUUUCACCCUCAAGGCCAAGAGGCCUGGCAUCCAACUGCCAGAUUCCAAUGUUGACUACCCAAUGGCCACCGGGGCUGGAGCCAAAGCACUGAUUCUGAACGUCAAGCCGCUAACCGCUGACAGCAUCCGCAUCAGCUGGAAGGCAAUGCUCCCGGCAGCCUCUUUCCGCCUGAGCUGGUUGCGCCUGGGCCACAGCCCAGCCGUGGGCUCCAUCACAGAGACCCUGGUACAAGGUGACAAGACAGAGUACUUGCUGACAGCCCUGGAGCCCAAGUCCACCUAUAUCAUCUGCAUGGUCACCAUGGAGACGGGCAGCACCUAUGUGCCUGAUGAGACCCCAGUGUGUGCCAAGGCCGAGACGGCAGACAUGUACAGCCCCACCACCACCCUCAACCAUGAGCAAAACAUGGACCCAAUGGCCGGGCUGCCAUUGGCAGGGAUAAUUGGCGGGGCGGUGUCCUUGGUCUUCCUCUUCCUAGUCUUGGCCGCCAUCUGCUGGUAUGUCCACCGGACGGGAGAGCUGCUGACACGGGAGCGAGGCAGUCGGAAGAAAGAUGACUAUGUGGAAUCGGGCACCAAGAAGGACAACUCCAUCCUGGAAAUCAGAGGCCCCGGGUUGCAGAUGCUUCCAAUCAACCCGCACCGGGCAAAGGAGGAGUACGUCAUCCAUACCAUAUUCCCAUCCAAUGGAACCAGUCUUUACAAAAGCACCCACACCAUCGGCUACGGCACAACCCGUGGGUACAGAGACGGUGGAAUUCCAGACAUAGACUACUCGUAUACAUGA